UGUCAUUUCAAAACUUACCCCACUCUCCACAAGUCAACGCGGUUAGUUUCUCGCUGGCUUUUGCAACGUGAAGUCAUCUCUCGCUUCUGACGGAGCACUUUGGAAACCUACAAGAAGAGCAGAAACCACAAACAAACUUCAACUUUUCUGCAGGAAGCGAAGCGAGCGGACAUCUAAAGAAAAAGCUGAGGAUCGGAGCCCCUCUUUUCUGCGGAAAAAAGGGAGGCUUAACUUUUUUUCCCAUCUUUUUUCUCCCCCUUUCGUUCACCAAAAUGAAUCGGAGCUUUAACAAGUCGCAACCUUUGCGACACGCUGAUUGUGACGCCGUGGAAGUGAAGAGCAAGUACGGAGCAGAGUUCCGACGGUUCUCCGUAAACCGGAUCAAGCCUGGUAAAUUCGAGGAGUUCUACAAGCUCAUCCUGCACAUUCACCGCCUCGCGAAUAUAGAGGUGAUGAUUGGAUACGCCGACACUCAUGGGGACUUCCUGCCGAUUAACAACGACGAGAACUUUUCCAAGGCAGUCGACUCGGCUCAUCCCCUACUCAGGGUAUUCAUACAAAGACGAGAGGAGGUCGACUACACCACCUUUGGCACCAACACCUUGACUCGUAAAAAGAAGGCGGUGGUGACGCUUCGCAACAGCGACAUCAACCGUAAGCGUCCCCGCGUCCCAAUCGGCAUGCCGCAGGACUUCCGUCCCGUCUCCUCCAUCAUCGACGUGGACAUCCUGCCCGAGUCCCACCGCCGCGUCCGACUCUACCGCCACGGCUCGGACAAACCCCUGGGCUUCUAUAUCCGCGACGGGACCAGUGUUCGAGUGACUUCCCAUGGUCUGGAGAAAGUUUUCGGCAUCUUCAUAUCCCGGAUGGUCCCUGGAGGCUUGGCAGAGAGCACCGGGCUGCUGGCGGUUAACGAUGAGGUGCUGGAGGUGAACGGCAUCGAAGUGACGGGGAAGUCUUUGGAUCAGGUCACGGACAUGAUGAUCGCGAACAGCCACAACCUGAUUGUGACCGUCAAGCCGGUGAACCAGCGCAACAACGUCGUCCGCAGCAGCAGAAUCUCCGGCAGCUCAGGCCAGUCGUCCGACAGCAGCGGCUCCAUCGGCAACCCAAGUUUGUCGGUGGCUCCGGUGCGGGAGUCGACCUCUGUGGCUCAUCACAACUACCAUGACGAAAUGGAAAGCGACGAAGAUACAGAUAUUGUCAUCGAGAACAGCCUUAAGCGACCGUCUCUCCGGUCCAACGCCUCGCUGGCUUCCAACGCGUCCCGAACGCACCAGCAGACUCCGGCGGCUCCUCCCAGCCCUCCGACAAGGCCGCCGUCGGUGGUCUCCACCUCUUCCUUCCGGUCCCAGACCAGUCUCAAUGGAGGGUCCCACCACCAACAACCACAACCCAGCAUCAGCCUCAGCCACCAGUUGCACAAAGACCUGAACCUUAAACACAACCAGCACCAGCAGUCCAAACACAGCGAGCUGCACAUGCAGCCGCCCCAUCACAGCAGCAACCCAGCGCUCCGACACAGCAACGGCAGCCUGCACAAAAUCCUCAGCUCUCUGAAAACGGACCCACGCCACAGUCUCGCGCUGCCCAAGGGAGGGGUGGAGGAGGAUGGCACCGUCAUUACCCUAUAAUAAUUACAGAUAAGGAAGCAUAAACAUCCCAGCUGCUCAGAGACGAUACGGGAACAGCCCAAUACACACGAGCACAGACUGUGUGGCCUCUGAUGUUUUUUUUGUAUUUUUAUAAGGCAAUAGAAAGUUUACAAUAAUGAUACUGUGUAUAUAUCUUGUAUUUUUACGUUUCUUAUGUUCAAAAAUGUGUAUGUUCUUUAUAAGCGUCAGAACAAAUGGCUUUUUAUAGUCCACUGUAGGUUAGAGCUCUGAAUGUACCUGCAGCCUGGUGUCUUUUCUUGGUGUCCAUUUUUAAGACCCCCUUUCAUUCUCAUUGGAGGGACCAAUGUGGGUUUACUUAUGGAUGUUUUUUUUUUUACAGAGUAAAUCUAUACUACUUAUAUUCCCAUAAUGCUGUGUAGAGUUUGUUUUUACUAGGUCUUUUAUGCAUCCAUGAUUGUGAUCAAAUCUUUGUAUCUGUUUAAAUAAAUUAUUCUCUCAUUCAUGAAAAGCAGAUGUGAUGAGUCA
Messenger RNA from Xiphophorus maculatus (southern platyfish), 2141 nucleotides. It is a transcript of the gene pard6gb, whose product is annotated as par-6 family cell polarity regulator gamma. The record is from RefSeq and is a predicted model, not a curated record. Gene Ontology annotation, cellular component: nucleus; apical plasma membrane; cell cortex. The transcript is spliced from 3 exons. Lineage: Eukaryota; Metazoa; Chordata; Actinopteri; Cyprinodontiformes; Poeciliidae. Gene Ontology annotation, biological process: establishment or maintenance of cell polarity; centrosome cycle; regulation of cellular localization. Gene Ontology annotation, molecular function: protein kinase C binding. The coding region runs from base 273 to 1634 and encodes 453 amino acids.